Molecule: messenger RNA, 846 nt
Organism: Venustampulla echinocandica
Lineage: Eukaryota; Fungi; Ascomycota; Leotiomycetes; Helotiales; Pleuroascaceae
Exons: 2
Coding region: 1-846 (281 amino acids)
Cellular component (GO): mitochondrion
Source: RefSeq, a predicted model, not a curated record
AUGGCUAAACAAGAUGGCCUGGAAUGGGUGGACUAUUUCAGAGGUAGCUUAUCUGAUAUGCCAAGCACCACGUUGCCUGCUACGCGCCGAAAGAGGAAUAUCUACUUCCACGCCGACUUCGAUCUCAGGCAACUUCUCCUGUUAGCGAAACGGCUCCGACAUCAACCGUGUACCUGCAACGACUCUCAAACCCCCAAAGCAGGCGCCUUAAACUGGGCGAUAUUUCUUGAGUUCGAUGAUGGCGUCGAGUGGGUUUUGCGGGCUCCCUGCUCAUCCUACGCUGCCACCCAAGGCGUCACCGGGUGUCUCCUCGAGGCCGCUACCCUGAAAUACAUCCGAGAGCACACCUCUAUUCCUGUAGCAGAGGUUUUCCAUUACAGCCCCACCUAUGAAAAUGAUAUUGAAAUUCCAUAUAUCCUCAUGAGCAAGGCUGCUGGCCAUCCCCUUGCGAACUACGACUGGCGAACACAUACUCUGGAACCCUCUAGACCGAACGGUUCUGUGACGCCAGCACGAGUUUUGACAGAGGAAGAGAAGAAGAAAAUUAUGCGACAGCUCGGAUGCUACGCUUGUCAGUUAUUUGGUCUCCGCUUUCCGACAAUCGGGUCGCUCUUCGAAGGCGACGAUGGUUAUUACAUCGACGAAUGUCUUUCUCCCGGUCACGUUCUACAAGACCGAGAAACGAUUGAGGGUAUCCCGCGCGGUCCAUUUCAUAACGAAGCGGACUAUUACUCCUCCCUCGCCGCAGCCCUUCAUCUACAUGCCGAGCAGCUUCCAAUGGGACACCAUGUCCUCCGUGCUCCUGUCCCCGUCCCGCAAGAAUACCCCAACUUCGCCAAGUACUAA